This is a messenger RNA of Bactrocera oleae (olive fruit fly), 7780 nucleotides long. RefSeq names its product Alpha-soluble NSF attachment protein (gene alphaSnap). Gene Ontology annotation, biological process: SNARE complex disassembly; intracellular protein transport. The record is from RefSeq and is a predicted model, not a curated record. Gene Ontology annotation, molecular function: syntaxin binding; soluble NSF attachment protein activity. NCBI's taxonomy places the organism in Eukaryota, Metazoa, Arthropoda, Insecta, Diptera, Tephritidae. Gene Ontology annotation, cellular component: SNARE complex; vacuolar membrane.
GCCUUUAUUAUCUUAUUUAUUUUCUCAUAUAACGUUUCUAUAAUUUUGCAUAUAAAAUCCCUCAACACGCUUAGAUAAAUCCUCUAUAUUUCUACUGUCAAACUGCGCUAUCGCUGCCGGCGCUGACGUAGUCGUUAUAUUUGUUUUUCACCGAUUUGACAUUUUGCUGUCUAGCCGUUGUCGCUGUCGUCGUCGCCGUUGUCGUCGUUAACGCAGCUGAGUCUUCGUAGGUUGUUCGUCAUUGAUUUUUUAUUUUUUCCAACGCAUUUCCGCAAACGGCAGUGAAAAAAUUUUGUGUCUUUCAAAUAAAAUUCCCUAACAUCAUAAAUUGUUGCAAUUAAUUGCAAAUUUGUGGAAAAUUUGCAAUUAUGGGCGACAAUGAGCAAAAAGCGCUGCAAUUGAUGGCUGAGGCCGAGAAGAAAUUAACGCAGCAAAAAGGUUUUCUCGGUUCACUUUUUGGUGGUUCGAAUAAGGUUGAAGAUGCCAUCGAAUGCUACCAACGCGCCGGCAAUAUGUUCAAAAUGUCCAAAAAUUGGGCUAAAGCUGGCGAAUGCUUCUGUGAGGUAGCCAACUUGCAUUCACGUGCUGCUAGUCGUCACGAUGCCGGUGUGGCAUAUGUAGAUGCCUCCAAUUGCUACAAGAAGAUUGAUGUUGAGAGCGCUGUCUCGUGCCUGCUGAAGGCGAUUGACAUCUACACCGAUAUGGGACGCUUUACCAUGGCAGCAAAGCAUCACCAGAGCAUUGCUGAAAUGUAUGAGAGCGACCCAGGAACACUGGCCAAAGCUGUACAGCACUAUGAACAAGCUGCUGAUUACUUUAAGGGCGAGGAAUCGGUGAGUUCAGCCAAUAAGUGUAUGUUGAAGGUAGCUCAAUAUGCCGCACAGCUGGAGGAUUACGAAAAGGCUAUAAAUAUAUAUGAGCAGGUGGCAGCUUCAUCGCUGGAAAGUUCACUGCUCAAAUAUAGCGCUAAAGAGUAUUUCUUCCGGGCUGCAUUAUGUCAUCUGAGUGUGGAUCUGUUGAAUGCUCAACAUGCUAUUGAAAAAUAUGCACAGCAAUAUCCAGCAUUCCAAGACUCGCGUGAAUUCAAGCUCAUUAAGGUGCUUUGCGAACACUUGGAAGAGCAAAACAUCGAAGGCUUCACAGAAGCGGUCAAAGAUUACGAUAGCAUCUCACGUCUGGACCAGUGGUAUACCACAAUAUUGCUUAGAAUUAAGAAAGCAGCCGAUGAGGAUCCCGAUUUACGAUAAAUUUAUCAUUAAUAUUAUUAAUUAUAUACAAAAAAAAAAAAAGAAAAAAUAAUAUUAUUCCAAAAUAGUAAACGUAUAUAAAAAAGAAGCAUAAAACUUAAACGUAACUUUUUAAAUUCCACAUUCACUUGUCGAAUAUUCAAUAGUUAUACAUACAUAUAAAUACUUUAUUUUUGAAGCAUACUAAAGUAACCCCAGUUAAUUAACAAAAUAAAACUAAAUUGAUUUUAUUUUAUUUCAACAGUUGUAUAACCAAAACUUCAGACACAUACAGUUAUUCUUUUACAAACAGUACAAUAACAGGAACCACUACACCCACACACACACACACACAAUUAUAACAAAAUAACACAAUAUACAGCAAACAGUUACCAAUUGCUAGUGUUUCGUAUAACAUAACGGAAAGAAAUAAUCAACAUUAUUACUAUUAUUAACAUAAUGGAAUGGAAGCAAUACUAAAGCUUCUUAAUACCAAAAAACAAAAAUAAACAUUUUAUUUUAAAAUUUCAUAUUGUGUAAUACAAAAAAUGUUUAAUAGCUAACACUAAGAAUUGCCUUGUGACAAUAUGUAGUUAGCAGAAUUUAAAAUGUAUGGAAAAUGGAAUUUUUGCAUAACUACCAAACGCUACAGCUGCGCUAAGCGUUUGCAAGUAGCGAGUAGCAAGUGAAAUAUUGAAAAGAAUGUGCGCUAAAACAAUAAAAUUGAUAUAUAAUAAUUGUGAGAAAUUACUGCUCUUACCAACGACGUAUAUGCAAUGCAAAUGUGGCUAAAAAAUGCAUGUGAAAACUAGAAAAGCAAAUAACGAACAUGCAACGCUGACAAAAACAUGCGGGAAAAUGGAGAAAUGUGAACUAAUUUGCUAGUGCGGUGCGACGAUUGAAAGAAUGGUAAUGCAAACAUGCUUGAAAUGUGCUGUUAUGUACAACUAAAUUGAGUUUUUUUUUAUUAAAAAUAUAGAAAUGAGUGUUCGUUUAUGGCAUAUUUUUUAUUAACAAUCUGUUAUAUGCACGAACUGUUUUUGUUUGCUGUAAAAAUAAUUUUUUUAUAAUAUUUUUUAACUAAUUUGUAAGUGGACAUUUGCUUUUUUGUUAUUAUAUAACAUAAUAAUAAAGUGGUUGGUUUUUUUUUGUUUUUAAUAAAUAAAAUUUAUUUAUAAUAUUUUGUUCGUUUUUAUUUAUUUCUUUUUUGUUUUAAAUUUUUUUUUUUUGUUUUUAACAUUAUUUUAAUUUUUUGUUUAAUUGUAUUUAAAAAAAAUUUUUUUUUGUUUAAUAAAACUUAAUUAAACAAAAAAACAAUUUUUUUAAGCAUACUUUUUGCUCAAGGCUAACAACUUUCAAAAACAUAUAUAUGUUGCCAAAUAAAUAUAUAGCGUUACAUACGUAUAUAUGUAUACUAACUGUAGCUGUUCGUUACAUGUUUUAAAUGUUAAUUCAGAGUUAUAACGCGUUAUUUGAAAAAAUAAAAAUUUAAAGCUGUAACUUUUUGUGUCAAAUUAUGAGAGAUUCUAUAAUAUUUAUGCAUGCAUAAAAAACAUACCAUAUAUGUAUGCAUUACAUACCAUUUAAUGGAUUUAUUUAGUUAAAUGCAACUUACAUUAAAACAAAACUUGGUAAAUGGUUUGUUUAGUUAAAUAUAUAAAUGUGUUAUAAAAGCAAAACAUAAUAACAACAACAAAAAUCAACACAAUAACUGUGUGUUAGACAAAUAGCUGCAAAGCUUGUAUAAGCAAAAAUACAUGAGAGGCAUAUUAUAAACGUGGCAAGGUAGCGAAGAAGGCAGAAAAAAGUGAAAUAAAAUUAAUUAUGGUGUAUGAGUACGCCUUUACAUUUACACUUUACUAAUAAUGUAAUGGUUUAUUAAAAAAAAAACUAUGUAAACAAAAAUCAUAUAUUAAUGCAUAUUUCUAUGUAUAAAAAGAAAUUAUUUUUAAGUAAACUUGGUAAGCUGGCCAAAAAUUAGUUAAGCUGAAUACACUGAUUCUAUAAAAAAAUGGAAAUAUAUAUAUAUAUAUACUGCACCAAAACUUAGUUUAGAAAAAUAUCUAGCGUUCAAUAACAACGACAUGAGCGCUGUAUAAGUUAAUUUAAAAAAAACUGACAUAUUUUACUUAUAAGCUUAAAUAUUAUAUAUAACUGCGUAUAUGAAAGCUAUGCAAUAAAAAUCAUGAAUUUCAAGCAGAAAACUAUUACUAAAGAACUUAAAUGCAUGUAAACACAUUGACUAACAACAAAAAAAAAAAAUAGCGCGCAUAAACGCAUAUUUAUAGAAAAAAUAAAAUCUUGGGGAGUAAACUUUGACUUAUUAAAAGUCCUAUUGGUUUUAUUAAAGUGAACAUUACCAUUGCGUAAUUGUUUGUCGAUUUCUUUUUAAUAAAACAUAAACGUUUACUAUAAUCAUUAUUAAAUACCAAAAAACAAAAACAACAAUUUAUUUUAUGCUUCAAUUAAAAUUUAUGCCUGCAUAUAACUAACCCUAAUACAUGCAAAAGUUUAUUUAAACAACCUAACAACAUUUAUAUACACAUAUAUAUAUAAACUAACAUGUAUUUUAUGCCAUUACUAAAAAUAUAUAAUAAAAAUACAAAUGCUUGUAUAAAUGAAAACAUAAAUGACAUAAUAACGUCAAAAAAUGCUGAAAAGCAAAGCAGUGUAAGCCAACAACAAUAAAGAUUACAUAUAAAUGUUAGCAAAACCAAACUCAAAUUAUAGAAAAUCAUCUGUAGUGAAUUAAUAAAAAUUAUUAGCAAAUACUAACAAAAUAUAUAAAUUAUAAUAACAAACAAAAAAUUAAAAAUUUGAUGCCGCGAAGAAAAUGAUUUAUUGUUCUUAUAUUUAAUAACACAUAAGAGAUGUUUAAGCAACCAUUCCUUAAAACCAAAUAAAAAACAAAAACACAAAUAAGUAUUUAUUGUAAUUACAAAGUAAUAAAAAGAAUCGAAGCGAGGAAACGUUGCAAAAAUACCGAAAUUGUAAAAGCUAUGGCCACAUUAGCGUAGGAAGGGAAUGUAAAUGACGAAAUUGUUCAGCGAGUUGCAUAGCAAAUAACGGCUGUACAAGAACAACAGCAAUUAAAGCUAGGCGCGUGCAAGAAAGUCACAGCAGUUGAUAAGAGCAACUACAAAAAAAAAAAAAUAUUGAAAUAAAAUACCAACACGCCAAACAAGCUUUGCAGCAAGCAAGAAAAAAAAGCGAGCUCAAAAAUAAUUGACGAAAAAACAAAAAAACCAAAAGCAAGUCAAAGCAAGCGAACAAAAAAUAAUUGGCAAAAAAUUGAAGUCAAAACCCGAAUUCAACGAAUAAAAAUUAAAGACAUUUCGACAAGGACUUUAACCUUAUUAGAAAACUUACAAAGGACAAUACAAAUAUAUUAUGCAGCUAAGUAUGUGUGUUAAAGUUUCAAAACACUUUCAAAAAUAUGCAAAAUAUCGUAAUAUAACACGAAUAGUGGUUACAAACUACUUAAAAAGUGUUCAAAAAUGCAUAGUAUCACUCGAAAAUCAUGCAAAUAGCACUAAAGCUUAAAUUUCAAAACUGUUUCAAAAAUAUGCACGUCUAAAAACGUGCAAAAAGCGUUCCAAAUUGCACUGUGACAUCUACAAAUCGUGCAAACAGCACUUAAGCUUUAGUUUCAAUACUCUUACAAAAUUAUGCACGUCUAAAAACGUUCAAAAAUGCAUUGUAGCGUUCGAUAAUUAUACAAAAAAGAUUUACGCUUAAGUUUCGAAACUUCUUCAAAAUUAUGCACGUCUGAAAACGUGUAAAAAGCGUUCAAAAAUGCAUUGUGUCACUCGAAAAUCACACAAAAAGCGCUUAAUGCGGUUCAAAAUAGUUUGAAACAUUUUUAGAUGUUUUCAAAAAGUAUACAAUUGCAAUAAGCAGGCAUCUAAGCAGUCGAAAACGCAAAGUCGGUGCUCAAAAUGUGUUCAAACUGUUUCACGUAAAACUAAAAAACAGCGCAAACAAGUUGGUUUCGAACAAGUUAAUUGACAAAAUAAUGACGCAGUUUUAUUUAAAGCAGACACAAUUACUGCAAACCACUUCCAAACCUUUUUAAAUAAUUUCCGAAAACGCUAAAAAUAUAACUAAAAGUUCGGUAACAUUGAAAAUUUAACUAAAAAUGCUGCUAGUAUUGAAAAAACGCGUAUGGCGUGCUUAAAACGUGUCAAAACCGUUGCAAUAUUUUUCAAAAAAUUAAAAAACAACUCAGACACAAUGAUUUCGUAGAAAUUAACAAUUAAAAUUGCUUGAUUUCCUACGAAUUGCCAGUGAAAAUUUUAUUUCUAGGCGUCAAAAGCGUUGCGAAAGUUUUUUAAAAUCUCAAAUCAAUUUCAAGCCAAACAGCAACGCAAAUUAUGCGAGCACUUAAGUUUUUGAAAAAAUACUGACUUAGCUUCACUUAAAAUACACGCAAACGUAUUCGAAACUAUAUGCAUAUUUGCAAAAAUGUCAAAAGCGCACCAAUAACGGACAGUUUAUAAAAAAAAACUACGAAUGCGCAAAUGCAUACAAAUUAAAUAUUAUUAAUGAUUACAUAAUUUUAUAAAAAUAUGUAUUUGAAAGUUAUUUAAUUUUUGUGCAUUUGCGUCACGCAAAAAAAACUAAAAUUUAAAAAACAUCAAUGUUUUGUAAACGGCUUAAAAUAUAAUUAAAUAAUACGCGUAUAACCUCACAUUUUACUAAAACCACUAUAAAACACUCACUUAUGUACCAUAGCAAAUAUUUCACUCAAAACACUAGCAUGCACUCACUUGUACAAUAAGCAUUUUGUAACCAAAGCAGAUUUUCAAAAAAAAAAUAAUAAUAAUGCAAAUAUUGUUCGAAAGUAGUCUAAAUUGCAUUUUGGACUUUAUUUGAACAGUAAUUGUUUAUAAAAAAAAAAGCUUUGGUUUGCAAAAGCCAAAAUAAUUCUAAAAACACAACCCUGCAUUUUUUCAUAUUACAAUAGCAACUCAUAACACCGCAGUAAAGGGCAAUUGUUAGACAAAUACAACACUAUAAAAUUUUAAAAUUCUACAAUUCUCUGCAACUUUAAAAUCUAAACUUUGAAUCAUUAAAAAGUGCAGCGCACAUUACGAAAAAAAAACAAUAAAUAUAUAUAUAUGUAUUAAUUCAAUUUAUAUAGAAAUUUGUCAAAUUAAGUAGUUGAAACUUGCACCAAAGCGCGCAAACACACACAACAACAACAAAAAAACAACAAAAGCAAUAAUGAAAUUAAUUGCAUAACUCACAACGAUACAUUAAAUUUCGAUUUCAUUAAUUAUGCAACAAUAAAAACAACAACAACAUGCAUAAAAAACGCAGCAAUUUCAGUAAUUUUCAAACUUAAAAUUUGUGUGUAAUUCGUUAAGAACAAAUAGUUGAAACAUUAACCGUACACUGACCACUAAAAAAAUCAGGAAAUAUUAAAUGGUAAUUUAUAAAAAAAAUGUAGCGCAAUAAAAUUUAGUAAAUUGAAGUGAAGAACACAAAAAAAACACGAAAAUCUUUAUGUCACCGCCGUUGAAUUGAAUAAGAAUAUUAAAAACAAAAACAAAUAAUAAUAAUUAAUUAAUAUGUAUUAAUGAUUAAUGUCUGGCAUUUAAAUUGAUGGUGUUCAGCUUGAAUGAGAGGCGCCAAGGGUCCGUCAAACUUAAGUGAAACUAAAAAAUUGCACGGCAAAGUAUUUUACUUUUGAAAAUUGUAUGAAUUGUAAUGUUGAAAUAAACAACCAUAAAAAACCAAAAAAAAAAAAAAAGUGAAAAUGUUGAAACAUUUGAAGUUUAAGCAGUCGAUGUAACAGAUGUAUAAGAACAACAACAACAAAAAACAGCGUUAAGAAGCGUUAAAUGGGUGUGCAUUUUAAAGCCGCCCGAUAAUAUUAAAUUUGCUUUGAGGGUCACAAAUAUCGAAAUUUCCAUCUCAACUAUUAAUUGUUGAUUAGUAAAAAAAAAAACAAAAACAAAAAUAAUAAUGUUUAAGAAAAAUAAAGCAAACAAUGCAUUAAAUUUAAAUUAAAUAUAUAGCAAAAGUUGAAGCGAUAAAGUAAAAUUAAAGCAAAAACAAAAAACACAAAAUCAAAUGUAAUAAAAUAAAAUUCAAUUAAAUAAUUAAUUGUUAAGCAAACAACUAAAAAAAAAAACAAGUUUUACUAUAAUUCAAACACUAAUUCUCUUAACAAAAGAAAACUAUCAAAAUAACUUAAAUUUAAACUUUCACUCAUCUCAACACACACACACACAUACAAACGCUUGACAAUUGCCCUUAAAAAUGCUAAAAAUACAGAAAUUUAAUAAAUUUAAAAAAAUAUACAUAUAUAAAUAGUAAAUACAAAUCAAACAGCCGUUUAUAAACGUUAUAAAUUACAACAACAAAUAUGACAGCAGCCGUUUAUAAACGUUAAAAAUUACAACAACAAAUAUGAUAUAAGCUGCCACCUAAAACAAAGUUACGCAAAAUUUAAAAAAUGAUAUACAAACAAACGGCAAUGUCACGAAUUAAAAGAGAAAUUUUAAAUUGAAGAUCAAAUUCGAAUUUGAAAAAAAUAUGCAUGUUUU